CCGCCGCCGCGCCGUCAACGCCUGGUCCGCCCCGCGCCCCCAUGGCCGGGAAGGCGCUGUCGCUGCUGCCGCCGCUGCUGCUGGCCGCGGCGGGCCUCGCCGGCCUCCUGCUGCUGUGUGUCCCCACCCGCGACAUCCGGGAGCCGCCCGCCCUCAAGUAUGGCAUCGUCCUGGACGCCGGCUCUUCCCACACAUCCAUGUUCAUCUACAAGUGGCCAGCGGACAAAGAGAACGACACAGGCAUCGUGGGCCAGCACAGCUCCUGUGAUGUGCAUGGUGGGGGCAUCUCUAGCUAUGCUGACAACCCUUCCGGGGCUGGGCAGAGUCUUGUGGAAUGCCUGAACCAGGCGCUUCGGGAUGUGCCCAAGGAGAGACACGCGGGCACGCCCCUCUACCUGGGAGCCACGGCGGGCAUGCGCCUGCUCAACCUAACCAGUCCAGAGGCUUCGGCCAACGUGCUCGCGGCCGCGACGCAGACGCUGACCCAGUAUCCCUUUGACUUCCGUGGUGCCCGCAUCCUCUCGGCCCAGGAUGAGGGGGUGUUUGGCUGGGUGACUGCCAACUACCUGCUGGAGAACUUUAUCAAGUAUGGCUGGGUGGGCCAGUGGUUCCGGCCAAAGAAGGGGACGCUGGGGGCCAUGGACCUGGGGGGCGCCUCCACACAGAUCACUUUCGAGACGGCCAGCCCAGCUGAGGAUCCGGCCAGUGAGGUCCAGCUGCGGCUCUACGGCCAGCACUACCGCGUCUACACCCACAGCUUCCUCUGCUAUGGCCGUGACCAGGUCCUCCGGAGGCUGCUGGCCAGUGCACUCCAGACCCACAGCUUCCACCCCUGCUGGCCGAAGGGCUAUUCCACUCACGUGCUGCUCCAGGAUGUGUAUGAGUCGCCGUGCACUGCAGCCCAGCGGCCCCAGACCUACAACAGAAGCACCAAGGUCAGCCUGUCGGGGAGCAGCGACCCUGCCCUGUGCCGUGGCCUCAUUUCUGAGCUCUUUAACUUCUCCUCCUGCCGCUUCUCUAGAUGCUCCUUCAACGGCAUCUUCCAGCCCCCUCUGGCUGGAAAGUUCAUUGCCUUCUCUGCUUUCUUCUACACGGUGGACUUCCUGAGAACUGUGAUGGGGCUGCCCGUGGCAACCCUGCAGCAACUAGAGGCGGCCGUGGUCACCAUCUGCAACCAGACGUGGAGUGAGCUGCAGGCUCGGGCGCCGGGAGAGGGGGCCCGCCUACCCGACUACUGCGCUGGGGCCACAUUCGUGCAGCAGCUGCUGCGCCGCGGCUACGGCUUCGACGAGCGCGCCUUCGGAGGCGUGACCUUCCAGAAGAAGGCCGGGGGCACCGCGGUCGGCUGGGCGCUUGGCUACAUGCUGAACCUGACCAACCUGAUCCCCGCCGACCCGCCCGGGCUGCGCAAGGGCACAGACUUCGGCUCUUGGGUCGUCCUCCUCCUGCUCUUCGCCGCCAUGCCCCUGGCUGCGUUCGUCCUUCUGCUGCACCGGGCGCGCUCUGCCAAGUCGCCGAGCGCCAUCUAGGGGCGGGUUGGGGGCAGCUGCCCCAGCCCCAAGUCCCCCAUGCCUCACCCCACCCUACUCUCAACAUCUCCGUCCCUAACGAAGCCCGGGAGCAAGACUCUAGCGCCCACGCCCACAUUUGGCCCGGAGAGGUGAAGGGAACCGAAUCCAGCCCCCUCCUGCCCACUCCAGCCUCGGCUUCAUCUCAAGGCCUAGCGCUCCUCCUCCUCUUCCUGGGGAUGGGGAUUCAGACACCCCGCAGCCCUCAGCCUGUGAAUGCAGGGUUGGGUCUCCAGGGAAUGGAGUCUUGAGAGUCCCCUCCCACCCCCAGUCUUGGGUUGUAGGGGGAGGGUCAGAGCCCACAAGC
This is a messenger RNA of Eubalaena glacialis (North Atlantic right whale), 1875 nucleotides long. RefSeq names its product ectonucleoside triphosphate diphosphohydrolase 2 (gene ENTPD2). Gene Ontology annotation, molecular function: UDP phosphatase activity; GDP phosphatase activity. Gene Ontology annotation, cellular component: plasma membrane. Bases 42 to 1529 code for a protein of 495 amino acids. Lineage: Eukaryota; Metazoa; Chordata; Mammalia; Artiodactyla; Balaenidae. The record is from RefSeq and is a predicted model, not a curated record. The transcript is spliced from 9 exons. Gene Ontology annotation, biological process: nucleoside diphosphate catabolic process.